CAGAGACGAUGAGGUUAGACCUGCCGAUGAUAUGAUUUAAGCUUUGUCCCACCUCAGGCAGCUAUGGGGGUCCUGGCUCCACACCCCACUCUGUAGAUGGCUGGUGAGGCAGCGCACCCCUGGGGGAUGCCCUGUGGGGAGGCUGGAGGCCAAGAGAUGGGUCGGAUUUUGCUUUUUUCCAGCUCUCCAGCCUGCAGCACACACAAGCGGUUAAUCGCAGGCCAUGCAAAGCUGGCUGCUUACCUGACUGGAGCAGUGCCUGGCAGAGGGAGGGCCGAGGGCACGGCUCCGCACCUUGCCAGGGCAGGCAUCACUGCAAAAAUAUUUGCUGAAAAAAGUGCAGCUCCACCCCAAGGAAAACCGGGGCCAGGAGCGCAGCCCGAUCCGGGUUUGCAGACGGAAGGUGGCGGCGAGCAGGGGAAUGCGCAGGGCUGCAGGGAGCUCAGCACGUCCACCCACUCCCCUUGCAGCCAGGCACUGCCCAGCACCUUCACUCAGCACCACCAGGCUCAGCCGAGGCUGCCAGGCCUGGACCGGUGGGUGGGCGAGGCGACGGGCACUAGGGAUCCUGUCCGUGGGGGAGUCCCAGCACCGGAGGUUGGGGAGCCCUCGCCACCUCAGUGGGCAGCCAUGGGGUGCUGGAGAGGUCCCAGCACCAUGCUGGCCUGCCUGCUUCUCCUGCGCCCGCUGCCCUCACCAGCCUGCCCCGCCGCCUGCCGCUGCUCCCCGGGGGAGGCAGACUGCAGCGGGCAUGCCCUCCGAGAGGUGCCGCAGAGCCUGUCGACCAACACCAGCACCCUGUGGCUUGGCUACAACUUCAUCACCGUGCUGGGGCCGCAGUCCUUCCCUCCCCUGCCACGGCUGCUGGUGCUCAGCCUGCCCCACAACCGCCUGCAGCUGAUCCACAACCAGGCGCUGGUGGGGCUCGGGGCGCUACAGGAGCUGGAUCUCAGCAACAACUACUUAACCGUUCUGACCCCUGAAACCUUCCUGCCCCUCACCAGCCUGGCCACACUCAACCUGGGCAGCAACAGGCUGGGAGAGCUGGAGCCUAGGGUGCUGCGUGUCCUGCCCCAGCUCCGAGCCCUCUUCCUGCAGGACAACCCCUGGGUGUGCAGCUGCGGCAUCCUGCCCCUCUGGCGCUGGCUCAGCCACAACAGGGAAAAAGUGCAAGAGAAGACUUUGCUCCUCUGCAGAGUCCCAGAGCAGCUGAACAACUAUCCGAUCAUGGCCUUUGGGAAUGAGUCCUUCAGUCAAUGUCAGGAGACCUCACUGUCUGCCAAGCACUAUGUCGCUUUCUUGAUCAUUGGACCGUUCUCCUUCAUGGCCAGCAUCUUCUUCUGCACCUUCAUGGGCUCCAUCAUAGUGAUUUACCACAACCUGAGCAGGGAAUCCCACUUCUGGAGGAGACCCCGCAUCUGCAGGGGCUACUGAGGCAGGGUGACCAGGCUUUAGCCCUGGGCAGCCUUUGGUUCAUGCCCUUCAGCUGUCUGCAUCCCCCUGUUGCAAACAUUUCCCUGUGGACCAGCGAGAGGAUGCUCUGUUCCUGGAAAUCACUUUUCUUCCUCCUCCCGGAGCCCCCCGAGAUGAUGCCAAGCUCCGUCUGCCCUGCUGCGGGGGGGAGCAGCCUCCAGCUCAGACCUGCUGCAGGGCACGGUCUGACCACAGAUGCUCUCCAUGUUACAGGAGGCUCAGACCUUCCUGGGGAUGGGUGGGUGACUGUUCUCCUCCAGCUCACCCUGUCCUGCCCCAUGGUCCGGGGCCCUCAGUGUGCAUUUCAGGAUGCAUCACCAUAUGUCUCCAUGUGCCUUUUGGUGCUUCCUGAGAGCCACUGUGCAUCUCAGGACACACCAUAUUCCUCUGGGUGCCUUUCAGUGCAGUGCAGAAGUCUCCGUUUGCCUUUUGGAGCAGCCCAGGAGCCUCUGUGUGCCCUUCCGUUUGCCCCAAAACCCCCCUUGCACCUUUGGUGCCCCCAGCACUCCCAAUCUGCCAUUCAGUGACCCCAGCAGCCUCAGCAUGCCUUUCCGUGCCCUCGAGACCCCUUGGCUCUGCUUUUCUUGCAUCCAAAUGCCAUCUGUUUGGCUUUCUAUGUCCUGACAGGCACUGGUUUGCCUUUUGGUGUGCUCCAGAGCUCUCCAUGUGCCUUUUGGUGCACCUGAAGAUCUCUGGGUGUUUUGGGGGCACUCCGGAACCUCCAUGGAACUUUCAGAAAGCUCCAGACCCCUCUGUGUACUGCCCGAGGACAGGACAAGUUGCAAAAUACUUCUUUUGAUAGUUUUUUGUUGGUUGGUUUUUUUUGGUUGUUUUUUUUUUUUUUUGUUGAGGCAUGGCUGCUGGUGCUGAGGAGGCUCAGUCAACAACCAAGAUCUAGGGUGAGGCUGAGGUUUAGGGUGAAGGUUGGAAAAAGGCAAACCCCUGAGCUCCCACUGAUGUCAUUUGGCAAAGGGGCUGCCAAAGGAUGCGUGAGGAUGCACAGUGGUUCCUCCCCUAAUAGCUUUUUCCUAGGCUAAAGCUCAUCCAAGGCCAAAGUCUAGGGUUAGCUCCGUGACAAAAAAGCCCAUGUAGGUUUGCAGCACAGAGUCUGCAACCUUGGCUGCUGCCUCCCCUCCCAUCACCUACCAGAAGGGGCUGGGGCUGCCCCCGCAUCCCCCCACCCUGCUGCCUCCUGCCCUUCCCUCUGGAAACACUUCUCCUCUGCAUUGCAUGGAAAUGCUUAGUGAGUGUACUGGGAGGUGGCCUGGAAGAAGCUGGAGUUGUGCUCCAGGGGAAAGCACAAGCUGGGGUGACAAAAGUGUCUCUCAAGGAGGAGCAACAACCCUUUCCAGCCUGAGCUCUUACCCAUUGCAAGGUGCUAAGAGCCCCGACGAGAUGACUGUGGCCACCCGCCUCCCUCUGUUGGCUCAGUCUCUUGCCCAUUAAAGAGCUGUGGGACAAGCCAGGGAUGCAGUGGGGGUCGAUGCAUCUUUUGGCAAGGGUUACAUAAAUCAUACAGAAAAUAAACCAAAUGUCAGUUCCGUUGUGGCUUGCUCUCAUUUUGGCUUUCAAGAGAGAAACCAUUCAAUUGCCACACAGCUCUUCCUGCAGCGCCUGUCCCCAGCGAGGGCUGUGGGAUGCUGGCGAGAGCAGCAGCUCCUCCAGUGCUACCAGCCCUGCAACCAGGGUGGUGGCAGGACCUCUGCCAGGAUCAGCCCCUGCACGGCGCCUUUCCCAGGAGCAAUCCCAGUUCUGCCAGACCCUCUCUAGUAACAGCGCUCAGUGCUUCCCAAGAAGGCCUGGGCUUCCCAUUUGGAGCCAGGGCCUCACCUGUCAUCCUGCACGGGCACCUGAGCCCUGCUCCUCCUCCCAGGUUGUCCUGAGGCUGAGACGCCAGUGGAUGUUGGGCUGGUGGUCUCAGCACAUGGGGACCAUGCUGUGACUGAGAAGGGUGCCACUUCAGUUCAGCCCAGGAGAGCUGCCUCUCUGGUUUGCAAAUCCCUCGGUCACCUCCCUAUGGAUGGACUGAUGUGCAGGGACUUCCCUAGAUGCCUUCAUCCCUGCAGUCAGCCCUCUGCUUCCAAAGGCCAGCCCCACUGGCAGUGCCCCACGGCUCCCAGGAGCUGGGGAACACAGCAGUGGCAGGGGACCGUUUUCCCCUGGAUGGAGGUGGGUGAGAGCCAGCUGGCAUCAUGCUGGCAUUUGAACAAUUUCAGACUGUCCCUGCACCCCUGCUGCAAGGCCUGUAGCCCCACACUGGUUGUUUAGGCUGCCCAUCAGCCUGGCAUCCCAGAAUGGUGAUGCCCCUUCCAUCUGGGUCUUCCCUGCAGCUCCUGGCCUGGCCUCUUGGUCCCUCCCCAUCUCUCCACCUUUUACUGUUUGCAAGCCCUGCA
Molecule: messenger RNA, 3866 nt
Organism: Falco peregrinus (peregrine falcon)
Lineage: Eukaryota; Metazoa; Chordata; Aves; Falconiformes; Falconidae
Gene: LRRC26
Product: leucine rich repeat containing 26
Exons: 2
Coding region: 97-1434 (445 amino acids)
Cellular component (GO): plasma membrane
Molecular function (GO): protein binding
Source: RefSeq, a predicted model, not a curated record